GAGGGGUGUCGGAGGGGUACGCCAGUGGGUCAACUGACUGUAAAGGUUUCGUGAAUAAAGCUGCGUGCGAGAGAAUACAUCAGCGUGAUUUUGUUGACAUCUGGGCUAUUUUUAAUCCGAUCUGGCCUCUGUUGCUGCGAUGCUCGAGCCACCUGGCUAAGGUCGCAGGUGAUGCCCAUGCUUGCCAGUCUGGCUGGGCAAGUUCAGCCUUGAUUGGCCAUGCUCACCUUCUCAGCAGCAGGCCAGCUGGAGUAUGUGGUCAUGGUGGCUGUGCUAAUGGUCAUACUAAUGAUAGCCACCUGUGUCUGCUGGAAACAGAAGCAUCCAAGUGCUGAAAAUUUAGGGUUGCCUGGCAGAAUUAAGGUCACUAGCCAUGAUGGGACUACUUCAAAUGGCACAGGCACCCAGUCUAAAAGCAGCAACAACAUGCGCUUGUCGGCGUUGCACCGCGAGCUGCCGCAAAUCCCGACGUCUGCCGAGGCGGCGGCGGCGGCAGCGGCGCGGCGAAGCAGCGGCGCCCCCUCCGAGCACGCCUCCGAGCUGUACGCCGUGGUGUCUGACCCGGAGGCGCGGCCGGCACCGCCGCCUGCCGCCAUUGGCGCCGCCGCCCUCCAAGAGGGGGAACGCGCCACUGCCGCCGCCGACGAGAAGGACGAGGAGGCAGACACUUACUACGAGCAGCCGGACUUGGCCAGGUCGCGGUCGGAGCGACACGGCGGCCCGCCCCCGCCCUCGACGGACGCGGGCCACAGCCGGAACCCGAGCGCGGGCAGCGGCGACAUCCCGCGCGGCUGGCGGUGAGCGGCGGCGUGCCGGCCUCGCAGGAGCUCCCCUACAUGACGCCGCCCGUCCACCGGCUGUCGGCCGAGGCGGCGCCGGCGCAACACUUCAGCGGCGACAGCGUCCAGUCGGCCGACUCACGUGGCUACACGCGCAUCACUGUGCGGGAGCCAGCGGCCGAGCUGGCGCUGCGGCCCAGCCCGGAGCGCGCGCCGCGGCCUCUUUCGGGCGCCGCGCCGCCCGCCGACAACUUCUACGCCACCGUCGACGGCUCCGACGAUGAGAUGUACGAGGCGAUCCCAGAGCGGCGGCGGCGGACGGAGCUGCCCCCGGCGACCGCCGAGCCGGCCGCCGCCACCGCCGCCGAGGAGGCGGUCGAUC
This is a messenger RNA of Pollicipes pollicipes, 1161 nucleotides long. Its product is annotated as POU domain, class 3, transcription factor 3. Lineage: Eukaryota; Metazoa; Arthropoda; Thecostraca; Pollicipedomorpha; Pollicipedidae. The record is from RefSeq and is a predicted model, not a curated record. The coding region runs from base 220 to 801 and encodes 193 amino acids. The transcript has 7 exons.